Strongylocentrotus purpuratus (purple sea urchin) is the source of this 464-nucleotide messenger RNA. RefSeq names its product alpha-N-acetylgalactosamine-specific lectin-like. Bases 60 to 464 code for a protein of 134 amino acids. The record is from RefSeq and is a predicted model, not a curated record. The transcript has 2 exons. Lineage: Eukaryota; Metazoa; Echinodermata; Echinoidea; Camarodonta; Strongylocentrotidae.
UGAUCGGCUUUAUUUGGCUUUCUGAAGGCGAGGCCUGCACGAAAUGUCCCCAGUAUUGGAUGGAGAUCGGUGAAUAUUGCUACCAAUACUUCGGCAAUCAAAUGAAGUUUCACGACGCUGAGGGCGUUUGUAAUCGACUGGGAGGUUUCCUGCCCAGCAUCCGAAACGAGGAGGAAGGUAACACCAUCUACCAGCUAUGGAAGGGGCUCGUUAAUCAUCCCACUCAAAAGGACUCCGCAUACUGGAUCGGUCUGCGUGAUACCCAUCAGGAAUCUAAGUUUGAAUGGACAGAUGGCACCCCUCUAGAAUACUAUAACUGGAUCCCUGGACAGCCCGACAACAAUGGUGGCGAGGACUGUGUUUGUGUCCGCAAUGAUGGCAACAACGAUGACGAACGACAGCGCUGGAAUGAUAUGCGAUGCGAUUGGGGUCAAGCCUUCUUCUGUCGCAAGCCCCUCAACUGA